AUGAAUAUUAUACAAAUAAAAUAAACUUAAGAGUCUUAAGAGACAAUUUGUAAGACCCAUAAUUAGGAAUUUAUUGCUGUUGACUUGGAUAUGUCUGAUAAAUCAUAGAUUUAAUUCUUUUGUGGCAAAUGUUUAGUGGAUAAAUUAAAUAAUAAUAAAGUAUUAACUAUUGAACAAUCUAAAGAAAGGAUCUAAAAAAUAAAGACUUAAUAACAAGAAAUAAAGACAAAAGAAAAUUAAUCAAGGCUUAGCUAUUAUAAGAAUAUAUUAGAUCAAAUAAUGGACUUCAAAAGAUCUAUUGAUGAUACUUUAGAAAAGAUUUACAAAUAAAUAUAAUAAUAUAUAUUUCCAAUUUAAAAAGAAAAAUAAGA
Molecule: messenger RNA, 371 nt
Organism: Paramecium primaurelia
Lineage: Eukaryota; Ciliophora; Oligohymenophorea; Peniculida; Parameciidae
Source: the annotation of a GenBank genome assembly